This is a messenger RNA of Chara braunii, 565 nucleotides long. NCBI's taxonomy places the organism in Eukaryota, Viridiplantae, Streptophyta, Charophyceae, Charales, Characeae. The record is from the annotation of a GenBank genome assembly.
GCGACGGGCGACCGACAAAGGGCGACGGGCGACGGGUGAUGGCGAUGGGCGAUGGGCGAUGGGCGACGGGCGAUGGGCGACGGGAGAUGGGCGAUGGGCGACGGGCGAUGGGCGAUGGGCGACGGGCAAUGGGCGACGGGCGACGGGCGACGGGCAACGGGCGACGGAGGACAGGCGAUGGGCGAUGGCCGACAGGCGACGGGCGACGGGCGGGCGACGGGAGAUGGGCGACGGGUGACGGCGACGGGUGAUGGUGAUGGCGAUUGGCGAUUGGCGACCAGUGACGGGCAAUGGGUGACGGGCGAUGGGCAAUGGGCAAUGGGCGAUGGGCGACGGACGAUGGGCGAUGGGCGACGAGCGAUGGGUGACGGGCGACGGGCGACGGGCAAUGGUGAUAGCGAUGGCGACAGGCGACGGGCGAUGGCGACUACUCAUCUGGCGAUGGUGAUGGUGACGGGCGAUGGCGACGGGCGAUGGCGAUGGCGAUAGGCGAUGACGAUGGGCGAUGGACGAUGAGGACAGGCGAUGGCGACGGGCGAUGGCGACUUCUCGUUGGGCAAUGACU